AUGAUCCAGUGGGAGCCUAGACGACCCCUCCAGGGAUCACGGGGACCCCAGGGCGUCCUGGUGGCCUCAGAGUCAGACGGGGCUCCCCGGCGGGCCCUGGGCUGGGAGCCCCGAUGGAUGUGGGCUGUGGACAGAAGAGUCCCUGACCCGCAGCGGGGGCAGGCGGGCCCGGCGAGGCCGGAGGCUGACAGUCGUCUGGGGGCUGUCGUUGCAGUGAGCCACCUCUUCACGGCCACCGCCUGCCAGGACGCCACCUUCAGCGCCCUCCUCCACGAGCUUUGCCUCGCCCAGUUCCAGGUGGACAUGGAGGCCAUCGGGAGGCCGCUGUGGUGCGACUGGGGCAAGACCAUCGGGAGCUACGAAGAGCUCUCGGACUGCACCAGGCAAGUGGCGCAAAAGCUGGACCGCUUCUGGCCAAACGCGGCGGUGGACGCGUUCUUCCUCACCAUCCACCGGCGCUACUUCAGAAACUGCCCGGCCUCAGGCAGGGCCUUGCAGGACCCGCCCAGCAGCGUCCUCUGCCCCUUCAUCGCGGUGCCCAUCCUGGUGACCCUGCUCGUGACGGCACUGGUGGUCUGGAGGAGCAGGCACCUGGAGGGCAUCGUGUAG
Molecule: messenger RNA, 609 nt
Organism: Mesoplodon densirostris (Blainville's beaked whale)
Lineage: Eukaryota; Metazoa; Chordata; Mammalia; Artiodactyla; Ziphiidae
Gene: RAMP1
Product: receptor activity modifying protein 1
Exons: 2
Coding region: 1-609 (202 amino acids)
Biological process (GO): G protein-coupled receptor signaling pathway; protein localization to plasma membrane; calcium ion transport
Cellular component (GO): cell surface; membrane; signaling receptor complex
Molecular function (GO): coreceptor activity
Source: RefSeq, a predicted model, not a curated record